CUAGUCCAGACCAUCAUGGACAAUUACAGGGCCCUCUUCGGGCAGGAGAAGGGCAAAGAAGAGAAAAACUACAUGGUUGUCAGUAGAGGAUGCUGUCAACAGCGUGGCCCCGCAGAGGAGGACUGUAGAGGGCCUGAAAAAGAGGUGGAAUUACAACACCUGGCAGGAGAUCACAUCAGUCCGUGGACUUCCAGUGGCUCGUGACUCAGGGGUUGCACCCACAGCACAUCAUGCUGCACCUCCUGUCACAAGGAUCCAAACAGCCAUGCCACCACCACCACCAAACAGCCAUGCCACCACCACCACCACCAGUAUUCAGGCAACCGCACUAACAGUAUGCUCCCAGACAUGAGUAUGGUUGGAUGGCUUCAGUUGAGGACCCGGGAGUGAUGCCAUUGCCAUAUGACCCCUGGCAAGAUUCCUGGCCAGAGGAAUAUCCUUCCUUUUGUUUUGAGGGGGAGCCAAGACAGCCAAAAAGGGUCCAUGUAUUUACAUGCCCCUCAUCACAAUCUCAUGUCAAUCAUGGAUAUUACCCACAGACUAUGUCACAAGAAGUGCCGAUUGUAGAGCCUGAGUGGUCACACACUGGUCAUCAGUGGGGCUACCAAUCAUCCAUGAGAGCUCCACCAUCCUCUUUCAUGGGACGUGCUCCACCAUCCUCUUCCAUGGGACGAGCUCCACCAUCCUCUUCCAUGGGACGACCUCCACCAUCUUCUUCAAUGUGAUGAGCUCCACCAUCCUCUUCCAUGGGACAAGCUCCACCAUCCGCUUCCAUGGGACGAGCUCCACCAUCCUCUUUCAUUGGAUGAGCUCCACCAUCCUCUUCCAUGGUACGAGCUCCAAUAUCUGAAGAUGGAAAUACAGCAGAAACUACAGCUCCCCCUCAAGCAGCAGAAGAUACAGCUGAACCUGACCCUCAAGCAACAGAAUAUACAGCUGAACCUGACCCUCAAGCAGAAGAAGAUACAGCUGAACCUGACCCUCAAGCAGCAGAAGAUACAGCUGAACCUGACCCUCAAGCAGCAGAAGAUACAACUGAACCUGACCCUCAAGCAGCAGAAAUACAAUUGAACCUGACCCUCAAGCAGCAGAAGAUACAACUGAACCUGACCAUCAAGCAACUGUCAGCCCUGUUGCUCAAGAGCCUGUGGAUGAAUUAUAUUCUCCCCUGUGUGAGGAAUUCAUUGCACUCCAGAGGAGGCUCGUCACAAGCACUGAGAGCAUAAAGAGAGGCCAAGAGAGGUUCUUCAGGAGCCAAGAAAGCUUCAUCAAGAGCCAAGAGAGGUUCUUCAGUGGCCAAGAGAGGUUACACAAAUGUAGCAUAGAGCUGCAGAGGGAAAUGGCAGCAUCGUUAUUAAAACCAGUCACAGAUGAUGCGAAUUCUGUCUGAUAUGCAGAUGCAGAUGGACAAUAGAUGGAGAGAACAGAAUCAACUCUUGUGUGUGUUGGUUGAGCACUUUACACACCAGCAGGACACUGCCUCCAGCCUAUCAUCUGUGACCAGCAGACCAGCAGAAACACCAGAAUCUGCUCAAACAAAGAGAACAGUGCAAUCAACUCAGCUCCCUCAUCCAAGAAGCCAAAAAAAUAAAAAUAUUAUAGUUCACCAUAAA
Molecule: messenger RNA, 1613 nt
Organism: Bombina bombina (fire-bellied toad)
Lineage: Eukaryota; Metazoa; Chordata; Amphibia; Anura; Bombinatoridae
Product: P-selectin glycoprotein ligand 1-like
Exons: 2
Coding region: 828-1226 (132 amino acids)
Source: RefSeq, a predicted model, not a curated record